ACGAUUCCAACAAGGUAUCGCUCAACAUCGACGCCUCCUCCGGACCCGUCACGUGCAAGACAACCUGGACGCUGCUCCUCUAUCUUACCUCUUCCGCCGAGGGCUGUGUUGGCGGCGAGACCGUCUUCUUCCCCAACGACCGCCGCUCCGCUAAGGAGGAGAUCCCGGUCGCUCUCGAAACGGGCAUGCUCCUCUUACACAAGCAUGGCGACGACUGCAUGCUGGUAA
Messenger RNA from Colletotrichum abscissum, 228 nucleotides. RefSeq lists its product as uncharacterized. The transcript has a single exon. The record is from RefSeq and is a predicted model, not a curated record. The annotation marks the transcript as partial. Lineage: Eukaryota; Fungi; Ascomycota; Sordariomycetes; Glomerellales; Glomerellaceae.